AUGGAUGCUGAAGCAGCUUCUGGAGAGACUGCUUCAUCCAGCAGCGCGUUCAAUGUGGAAUCGAACGUUGCAGGCCAAAGAGAAAUUGAUGCAGACUACCCUCUCUCCUUUAUGGUGGCACGCUUGUCCAGCAUCCACGAGAAGCGUGUGCAAUCAGCUGUCAAGGUGUUUGAAGCGGCCAAAGAAGAUGCCGUUUGCAAACAGAAGAGUGCGAUGCGAUUCAGUACCAAAGUCGCCCAUCCCUUGCGGCAUUUCUGGCAAAGACCUCGGCUCCGUAAGUUGGACUCCGAGCACGACGAGGAGCACAUUCAUGAGCAUUGGAUAGAAUUGUUUAACGAUCUAAUCAUGGUGGCAAUGCUGUCCAACUUGAGCCACAUCUUCGAAAUUGGUGGCAACACCGUUACUAACCACGUGUCGAUGAUUGUCCUUUGGAUCAUCAUGAUACAAUCGCUCCAUUCUGUGUCCUUCGUUGUGAAUCUCUGGAACAUGGACGACUUGUUUACCCUGCUUUGCUGCUUCGGCACGACGUUGGGCUCCGUGUGGAUGGCAGCUGCCGUGAAAAGUGAUGUUCACCCACCAUGCACUGCAGCUUGGGUUGAUACUCCGCGCUAUGUCCAGAGGUUUGAUUGCGGGGCGUUGAUCAGCCAAGCCUCUCAGAUUGCAAUUUCUGCGCAAGCAGCAAUCUUCAACCCCAAUGCCCGGGACCACGUCGCAGUCAUGCUGAUGGCGAAUGUUGGCAUUGCUCUGGUGAUUGUGUUCAUGACAGCCCACGAGAAGUAUGUCAUUGUUGCAGCAUUCUGCGCUUCUUCCUACUUCAUCUGCUGGAAGUUUACGACUGUCAUGGAGUUGCUGGACCUGCAGCACUUGAGAGGUCGCGCGGACCUCAUGGUUCUGGUGUCCCUGGGCGAGUGGGUCAUCACGUGCAUUAUUCGCGAAUUUGAUCUUGUAUCACUCAUUUCCCAGACAUCUCUGGAUCUGAUGCUUGCAGCGGAGUACUUCAACACCAAACAGCACGGGGAUGAGAGCCAUGACUUGGCGCUGUCGACAAGAACGCCCAUGGAUCUGCUGUACUUGAAUUCCUGGGAAUAUACACUGCAGUAUGCCAUCGCCAUGUGUUUGUUCUUCCUGCCAGCGUCGGUGAGCGUGGGUAUCGACAUGCAGCAGUACAAGGCGAGCAGCCGCGGACCUGCCGAUCCUCACAGCCGAGCCAUGUCAUCCUCGUCGGGUUCUCAGGACAGCUGCGUCACAGAGUCCGGCUGGACGAUGAAUGUGCUUCGAUGGCACUCAGCGUCUAUACUCUGCAUCACUCGACUGCUGCUGCUAAGCCUCCGACAUGUUCGGAAGUGCAAGAUUGAAAAGCAAUCCGAGCUGGGCUACAAGUUCCAUGUACGAGAGCGAGUCAGUUGUCAGCAGUGCUGA
This is a messenger RNA of Symbiodinium sp. CCMP2592, 1419 nucleotides long. The record is from the annotation of a GenBank genome assembly. Lineage: Eukaryota; Dinophyceae; Suessiales; Symbiodiniaceae.